Alternaria atra is the source of this 591-nucleotide messenger RNA. RefSeq lists its product as uncharacterized. The record is from RefSeq and is a predicted model, not a curated record. Bases 1 to 591 code for a protein of 196 amino acids. NCBI's taxonomy places the organism in Eukaryota, Fungi, Ascomycota, Dothideomycetes, Pleosporales, Pleosporaceae. The transcript has 2 exons.
AUGCUCGCAGCAAUCUCCAUCCCCACACUACUGCUUCUGGCUAGCGUUGCCGUGGCUCAAGAAGAGACACCCUCAGUCGCAACCUCGCCAUUCGUCAGUCCCACACCUGAGUCGGAGGCAAUCUUCACCAUCCAAACCUCUGUUGAUCCUGAUCCGUGGUCAUGUUAUAUGGACUGCGUUCAACCUCCAUGCCCGCCAUGCACCGGUAGCAUGAUGAGCAUCCCGCCUGUUACGGAAACAGAUUCUGUUGGUCCUGUUCCCCUUCCUAGCCCAACGGACGUGUCAAUACCACCCGUCACAGAGUCUGUCGUCACAACCCCUGUUCCCUUCCCCAGCGCAACGGACGUGUCGAUUCCCCCUCAAGAGACGUUCAUCUCCAGCGGUGUCAUGUCAAUUCCGGCUGGCGAGACACCCCUGUCUACUGGCUCUCUUGAUACACCCGUAACUAGCCCUUCCUCGAGCGGCAGCUCAGGCGCGAGCGCAACUAGCUCUGGUCUACCAGAGCAAACGACCAACGCUGCCGCGCCCUUGGCCAAGGGCCAUGAGUUGCCAAUUGUGGCCGCUAUUGCUGGCGCUUUGGCUUUUCUGUGA